AUGCCGAAUAGUGUACCAUUCAAGCAAGUCGAUGUUUUCACGUCAGUGCCUUUCCAAGGUAAUCCUGUGGCAGUGGUGAACUGUUGGAAUUUGGACGAGAAGGAGGUCCACACUUCCUUAAUGCAAAAGAUCGCCAAUUGGACAAACCUGUCAGAGACGACAUUCCUUUUCAAACCCACAAUACCAAACUGUGACUACAAGGUAAGAAUCUUUUGUCCACAAAGCGAGCUCCCAUUUGCUGGUCAUCCCACAAUCGGGACCUGUAAGGCGUAUCUGGAAUUUUCGGGCAGAAAAGACGUUACCGAAAUAACCCAAGAAUGCGGUCUUGGAGCCAUCAGCUUGUCAUUAGAAGGUGAAACGCUAUCUUUCAAAGGUGCCAAGACAAAUAUUGUUGAAAUUUCAGACAAGGAAGUGCAAGGCUACGGCUCUGCGUUUUCCACCAAGCUGAUCGAACGGGCACGCCUCCUGGAAGUUGGACCCAAAUGGGUUGUAGCUCUAGUGCGGGACUCUAAAGCAUGCUUUGAGAUGGACGUCGACUUUGUGGGGUUGAAUAAGGUUUGCACCCAGUUUGACGCCACGGGUGUCAUUAUUGCUGGUAAAUACGCAGACGAGGACAAGUACGAAAUGAGAGCCUUUGCGCCGAGAAUAGGAGUCAAUGAAGAUCCAGUUUGCGGCAGUGGUUCUCUCGCUUUGGCGAGAUACUUGCAAGAAGUGAACGGCUACAAGACAACUUACUCCUUCCACAUCAGCCAAGGUGGCAGAGUUGGGCGUGCGGGCCAGGUAUCGGCCACCAUACAGCACAAAGAGGGUGAGAUUUCUUACUUCAUCGGUGGGGAAGCUGUCACUGCAAUUGAUGGUCAAAUCUUGCUUUGA
This is a messenger RNA of Lachancea dasiensis, 873 nucleotides long. Lineage: Eukaryota; Fungi; Ascomycota; Saccharomycetes; Saccharomycetales; Saccharomycetaceae. The record is from the annotation of a GenBank genome assembly.